Heteronotia binoei (common prickly gecko) is the source of this 972-nucleotide messenger RNA. Its product is annotated as olfactory receptor 6F1-like. Gene Ontology annotation, molecular function: G protein-coupled receptor activity; olfactory receptor activity. Gene Ontology annotation, biological process: G protein-coupled receptor signaling pathway. Gene Ontology annotation, cellular component: membrane. The transcript has a single exon. The coding region runs from base 1 to 972 and encodes 323 amino acids. Lineage: Eukaryota; Metazoa; Chordata; Lepidosauria; Squamata; Gekkonidae. The record is from RefSeq and is a predicted model, not a curated record.
AUGGAAUCGGCCAACAGAACUGUGGUAAAGGGUUUUAUCAUCCUGGGCUUUUCUGCUUCUCCACAGAUCCGCAUUCUGUCCUUCAUGCUAGUCUUGGUCACCUAUAUUCUCACAGUAACUGCCAAUGUAAUCAUCAUCUCAGUCAUUAAGACAAAUCAUAAACUUCAGCGUCCCAUGUAUUACUUCCUGGGUAAUUUCUCCUUCAUGGAGAUUUGGUACACAACGUCCACUGUGCCCAAGAUGCUAGAAAGUUUCCUGGUUGGUGAGAGUACUAUCUCUGUGGCAGGCUGCAUCUCCCAGCUUUACCUUUUCUUUGCCUUGGGCUCCACUGAAUGUUUCUUGUUAGCAACUAUGGCCUAUGACCGCUACUUGGCUAUCUGCCGUCCUCUGCAUUAUCCAACACUUAUGACUCUGCAAAUAAGUACCUGGAUGGUGACAGCAGCCUGGGUGGCUGGAUUUCUUGCCCCCUUGGUUCCUAUUGUCCUUAUUUCUCAGCUUUCAUUCUGUGGGCCUAAGGAAAUCCACCAUUUCUUCUGUGAUGCUGGGCCCCUGCUGAGGCGAUCAUGUGGUGCUGCCUUUCUCAGCUCAACACUUGUGACAGUGCUGGCCUCCAUGGUCAUCCUCAGCACCUGUUUGCUCACUAUGGUGUCCUACACCUUCAUCAUCUCCACCAUUCUCCAUAUCCCUUCAGCCAGUGGGAGGCAGAAGGCAUUUUCAACUUGUGGCUCUCACCUCACUGUGGUGGUCAUUUACUAUGCCACAGUCAUCUUUAUAUAUGUACGGCCGAUCUCCCCUACUGCUUCUGAACUGGACAAAGUGGCAUCAGUCUUUUAUGCAGUAGUCACCCCACUUCUGAAUCCAAUAAUUUAUACCCUAAGAAACAAGGAGGUUAAGGAAGCUCUGAAGAAGUUGGUGAUCAGGAAGCAGGUGUUUGUGAAGAACAUUGGAACUGUAAUCAUGGUUUGCUGGUAG